UGUUCUACGGGAGAAAGAGGGAAGUGGUGACAGACGGACAGACGGAGCUCGGACUCUCCCCAAACUCUUCCUCGGACAUAUUUACCGGACACAUAAACCUCUUCUAAUGACUCAAACCCCCGCCGCGCUUCUCCAGAGGCGUCUGACCGGAUGGACUCUCCGGUAGAGGAGGAGCCGCCUCCCAACGGGGGCCAGAAAAACAGCCGUCUGAAGAGCAAGAAGCCGCCCAGCCUGGUGAUAGCCAUCCCCCCCCCGGAGGACAUGGCUGCCAGACAGCCCCUGAGACCGUCUCUGAAGAAGAGCGUGAGCCGUCCGGCCACCGGCUCCACGUCGGAGAGCGUGGGCGGAACCGGAGAUGGAGGUUUCUCCAGCAGAGACCGGAGGGCCAAGUUCGGUCGCCAGACGUCGCUCUCGCAGAGUAUCCGGAAGAACACGGCCCAGUGGUUCGGCGUCGGUGAGGACUGUGAGACGAAGCAGCAGGUCUGGCAGAGGAAGAGUCUUCGUCACUGCAGCCAGCGCUACGGGAAGCUGAAGCCGCAGUUCCGGGAGCCCGACGCCGCCGUGGCGGCGGCUAACGCCGACCAGGGACUGGACUCGCCCGGCGCCCACAGGAUGCCCAAGAUCGUGGACCCGCUGGCCCGCGGCCGGGCCUUCCGCUGCCCCGACGAGCAGGACGGGCGUUCCCCCCGGACGCCCCACUCGGCGGUCCCGCUGACCCCGGGCAUCACGUCCCUCAGCUCCUUCACCAGCCAGCCGGGCUACGGACGCUUCCCCCGACGCAAGAGGGAGUCGGUGGCCCGGAUGAGCAUCAGGGCGGCGUCCAGGCUGCUGCGGGGCCGCGGCGGCGUGGCGGGCUCCCAGACCAGCCGGGGUUUCCCCAGGAGGAGCUUCGUCAGGCCCAGCUGGAUGGAGGAGGACACGGUGGACUCUGGAGACGCCUCGGUGUCUCUGUUCUUCAGCAAGGGCGACGCCCACGAGGAGCUGUACUCGAUGGCCGACGACGUGUUUGAAUCUCCGCCGCUGUCGGCCGCCUUCGCCCCCAGCGAGCCGCUGGACCAGAGGCUCUUCAGGGACGUGUCCCGGACCCCCAGGACCCCCGUCGUGGCGGCGGUGGAGAAGGGCCGGCCUCUCCGCGGCCGCCGCAUCGCCUCCCAGGUGAAGCACUUCGCCUUCGACAAACACAAGCGUCAGUACGGGAUGGGAGUGGUGGGAAAGUGGCUGAACCGACACUACCGCAACAGCAUCAGCAGCAACGUGCAGAAGCAGCUGGACGACUUCCACAGCCACAGGCCCUACUUCACGUACUGGAUCACGUUUGUCCACGUGGUGAUCACGCUGCUGGCCUGCUGCACGUACGGCUUCGCCCCCGUGGGGUUUUCACAGCACUCUGAAUCUCAGCUGGUGCUGAAGAACAAAGGAAUCUAUGAAAGCGUCAAGUUCAUCCAACAGGAAAACUUCUGGAUUGGACCGAGCUCCGAGGACCUGAUCCACCUGGGGGCAAAGUUCUCUCCCUGCAUCCGCCGGGACGAGCAGAUCGUCAGCCUCAUCCGGAGAGCCAAAGACAAGGAGAAGCAGUCGGGCUGCUGCGUCCAGAACGACAACUCUGGAUGUGUGCAGACGCUCAGGACCGACUGCUCGGACACUCUGGCCACCUUUAUAAAGUGGGACAAGGAGCCGGUGGUCAUCGAGAGGUCGUCUGGUUCCGUCUGUCAUCAGGACCCCAGAGUGUGUGAGGAGCCGGCGUCCACGGCGCUGCACCGGUGGCCGGACGACAUCACCAGGUGGCCGAUCUGCACGUUGCCCAGGAAGUGGAACCACACGGGAUACCGACACAUGGACUGCAACAUCAAGGGACGGCCCUGCUGCAUCGGAACCAAGGGCAGGUGUGAGAUCACCACCAGGGAGUACUGCACCUUCAUGCACGGAUACUUCCACGAGGAGGCCACGCUCUGCUCUCAGGUCCACUGUCUAGAUGAAGUGUGUGGUCUCCUGCCGUUCCUCAACCCUGAUGUUCCUGAUCAGGUUUACCGACUGUGGCUGUCGCUCUUCCUCCACGCCGGGCUCCUGCACUGCGUGGUGUCGGUGGUUUUCCAGAUGACGGUUCUCAGGGAUCUGGAGAAACUCGCCGGCUGGCACCGAAUCUCCAUCAUCUACGUGUUCAGCGGCAUCACCGGGAACCUGGCGUCGGCGCUGUUCCUGCCCUACCGGGCCGAGGUGGGCCCGGCCGGGUCCCAGUUCGGGCUGCUGGCCUGCCUGUUCGUGGAACUGUUCCAGGGCUGGCAGAUGCUGCAGACGCCGUGGAAAGCGUUCCUGAAGCUGCUGGCCAUCGUGCUCUUCCUGUUCCUGUGCGGUUUGCUGCCGUGGAUCGACAACAUCGCCCACAUCUUCGGCUUCCUGAGUGGCCUGCUGCUGUCCUUCGCCUUCCUGCCCUACGUCACCUUCGGCACCUUCGACAAGUACCGUAAACGUGUGCUGAUCUUCCUGUCGCUGCUGGUGUGGGCGGGGCUGCUGGCGUCGCUGGUCGUCUGGUUCUACAUCUACCCCAUCAACUGGCACUGGCUGGAGCACCUCACCUGCCUGCCCUUCACCAGCAAGUUCUGUGAGAAGUACGACAUCGACCACAACAUCCACGACGUGGUGCACUAGCCGGGGUCGGCUACGCCUCGCCGAAGCCUCGGAACCGACUCCUAAUGGACUCGGAACGGACUAGGAACCACUAUGACAAUCAGGGAUUUUAUUUGUCCCGAGAACCAAACUGGAUCCUGCUGGUUUAGUCGCCGUCAUGACGCUUCUUUCUAGGCCCGAGUCGGGACCUUCGUCAGCCGAGCAGCUGGAAGCUCCUCCCCCAAAAGGAGGCGGUCCUCCCUGACUCCUCCCCCAAAAGAGGUGGGUCCCUGACUCCUCCCCCAAAAGGAGGCGGUCCUCCCUGACUCCUCCCUCUCCCUGACUCCUCUCCCUCCUCCCAGGCUCCUCCCCCGGCCGUCAGGCGCCCAGCGCUGGUUUCCAGCAGGAAGUAACACUACUCCACUACUCCGCUACUCUGCGUUUCUAAACACUUGUUUCUGUGAAUCUGCUGCACUUAUGGGUUGUUUUAGUUCGGACCUUCAGGUUCCCGGUACCACAGCUGCCUUAACCGGACCGGUACCUCAGCUUUAUGAAACCACGAAGAUGCCUCGGCGUCUCCUGCCUCCCUAAAGGAGGCGGUCCUCCUUGACUCCUCCCCCUAAAGGAGGCGGUCCUCCUGAGGAGUCUCCGGCCUCCGCACUUAUUCAGGAGAAACAAGAUCGUAACUAACGAUCUCAACGGGAUUAACACGUUAUUGGUGCAACUACGAGUCGUCCGUGACACGGUAACCACGGUAACCACGGCGAUGUUGGUCAUGUGAUCGGUGAACGGGACGAGUUCAGAACCCCCGACGACGGAGACGGUGACGUUUGAACCUCGGCAGCAAAGGAUUCUGGGGGUUUAGUUUGGUCGUGAAGUCGCAUCUCUGAGAAGAAACGUUGUUUAAAAAAAACUAAUAUGAUGUUUUAUUCAGUUUAAACACUGUAGAGCAGCAGGAUGCUCUCUCUCUCUCUCUCUCUCUCUCUCUCUCUCUCUCUCUCUCUCUCUCUCUCUCUGUCUCUCUCUCGUCCAGAAUCAGGUCCGGUUGGCGCCGGUUCUGUUGGGACCAAAUAAUUCAGCCUUGACUUUUCUUUUUCUAACAUAAGGGAACGUUUCUGAUAUAAACUAACUCUCUCUCUCUCUCUCCAUCUCUCUGUCUGUUUCUGUUUUUAUAAGUGAAUGUGUCGAAUAAAAGCCGUUCUGGAAACACUGAAA
Messenger RNA from Cololabis saira (Pacific saury), 3819 nucleotides. RefSeq names its product inactive rhomboid protein 2-like. Gene Ontology annotation, molecular function: serine-type endopeptidase activity. Bases 151 to 2646 code for a protein of 831 amino acids. Gene Ontology annotation, cellular component: endoplasmic reticulum membrane. Lineage: Eukaryota; Metazoa; Chordata; Actinopteri; Beloniformes; Belonidae. The transcript is spliced from 18 exons. The record is from RefSeq and is a predicted model, not a curated record. Gene Ontology annotation, biological process: regulation of protein secretion; regulation of epidermal growth factor receptor signaling pathway.